AAAUGGUAAAAUGGACUGUUUUUAUAGCGCCGUUCAGGUCUUUCUGACUACUCAAAGCGCUUCAGCAAUUCAGCGCCAUUGGGUUUGUGUUCUGUUAUUUUCUGCGUGUGAUUAGUUUGCUUUCCCUUCGGGUGUUUAACCGAGUCCGUGCGGGCUAAGAACUGGCUCGCACAGAUUACACGGCAGUUAAGCGAACUUUACGGUUACAGCAGGCGACGCUGUAACCAUGGAAACAGUCAAUCCCAGUCUGUGCGGGUCAGGUAGCUAACGAGGUGAACGCAAAAUGACAUCGAUACAGACAGACAUCUUCAGCUGCGUGCUGUCUGGGGACUUGGAAAGCAUGCAGGAGCAUUUUGAACGUGAGGGUGUCAAAGAGGAGUCGCGGGAAAAGGAUUUGUUCGGAAUGAAGGACGAGGUCGGGAGAAAUGCCAUGCUAACUGCCUGCGUGUUGGGAAGGAGCGCCAUCGUACGAGAACUGGUCGCACACGGAGCCCGGGUCGACGAGCAGACCGUCAGGGGUUAUUCCUCACUGCACCUCGCUGCGUGCUGGGGCCACCUGGAGACAGUUAGGACUCUGCUUGAACUGGGAGCUGACACGCAGCCCAGGACCUUCAGAGGGGAGAGGCCUGUAGACCUGGCCCGGAGAUACUCCAAGACAGACUGUGCUGACUGUCUCGUCCUGGCAGAAGCUAAACAGGACUUGAUGUCAUAUGUAGCCUUUGCUAAAGACCUUAUCUCUGACCCGGAGAGCAACCUCACAAAGGAGGAAAAGCUCGAGUGCUUUUCUUCACUAUGCGUUUGUGCACAGAACAUCUGCAUGCGUGCAUGCUCUGCCAAGUCAGACUGGAUUCAGAGUGUCAAAAACCCGACAGUCUCAGACUUCACAGCCCAAAGGAAAGACAUAGAGGACACUCUUCAGCCUAUUCUCAGCAAACUGUCGGCUCAGUUAGCUGUCAGACCAGCAGGAAAGGUCUAAAGCAGAAGAUGAUCUGUGCAAUGUCAGUGCUCCAAUAAAUGUCUGAAAACUGUAAAA
Molecule: messenger RNA, 1033 nt
Organism: Siniperca chuatsi (mandarin fish)
Lineage: Eukaryota; Metazoa; Chordata; Actinopteri; Centrarchiformes; Sinipercidae
Gene: ankrd45
Product: ankyrin repeat domain 45
Exons: 5
Coding region: 284-976 (230 amino acids)
Molecular function (GO): protein binding
Source: RefSeq, a predicted model, not a curated record